Messenger RNA from Acyrthosiphon pisum (pea aphid), 1888 nucleotides. RefSeq names its product alpha-1,3-mannosyl-glycoprotein 4-beta-N-acetylglucosaminyltransferase B. Gene Ontology annotation, molecular function: acetylglucosaminyltransferase activity. Gene Ontology annotation, biological process: protein N-linked glycosylation. The record is from RefSeq and is a predicted model, not a curated record. The transcript has 10 exons. NCBI's taxonomy places the organism in Eukaryota, Metazoa, Arthropoda, Insecta, Hemiptera, Aphididae. Gene Ontology annotation, cellular component: Golgi stack; endoplasmic reticulum-Golgi intermediate compartment; endoplasmic reticulum. The coding region runs from base 623 to 1684 and encodes 353 amino acids.
AUUUAUGGUUAAGCUUGAUCAGUACAUCAAGAAUACUAGAGUACAAACUAAAAUCAUUUUUUUAUUAUAUUAUAUAAAUUUGCAUUUUAUUUUUAUAUUGAAAUAUAUUUAUAUUUUAAAAUUGAAUACUCUUUAUAUUUAACAUAAUUAAGUAUUCGUUAUUCGGUGUUACUAGUGAAUUUUUUUUAAAUAAACCAACCAAUUUCAAGUACAUUUUAAUAAUUUUAUUAGUAAAGAAAGAUUAGGCGAAUGCUAUAUAAGAUAUUUUCAUUUAAGUGUUCAGAUGAGGUGGAAGUUUCAACAGCUUAGGUCCUCUUUUUCGUUAUUCAUCAUUAUAACGUUCGUGUCAUGCUUCGUCACCGUGUUUAUCUACAUUUCAGAUUUAUGGAUGGACGAAACUAACUAAACAGAAUUUUAAAACUGAAGGAUAAUUAAUCUCAUCUAGUGACCGCCUGAAAAGCAAAAAAGUGGAUAAGCUGUAAUAGAGCACAACCGAUAAAGGAAAACGUCGAAAGACCAUCAGGACUUAUAGUCUUAACAUCACAUCAGUAUAAAUACCUCGAAAAACGUCAUCAACGAUACUAGAUAUUUAUACGAUCACAGUUCGGUGACAACGUGUACGAUGUUGGACAUGGAAAUAUUCGUGGAACAGUUAAGCAAAUUGAAUAAACUGAAUGACAACAACAUCAAGGAACGAAUUAAGCAUUUCGGCCCAGUUCUCGAUGCGAUCGUGAAGUCGUUGAACAUUUCCAUUCCUAAAGAAUUAAAAUCUUUAAUGGUUACUAAUAAGUCUGUGGAAAUAGUCAGGUCACCAAUGACACAUCUCGAUGGGUUUACAUUCUUACCACAACUGUGGGCCCACGAAGAUAAUUUGAGGCCAUUUAUAUUACAUUCCGGAGGUAGAAAAACAGUGUCUAUGGUGUAUGGAAUUCCUACUGUUCGUCGCCAAAAAAAAAAUUACUUAAUACAAACAAUGGUUAAUAUCGUAAACAACAUGAAUCAAAACGAAAUGGAAGAUUCAUUAAUAGUCGUGAUGAUUGGUGAAAUCGAUCGAGAAUACACGCAACGAGUGACUACAGAAAUCAAAAAUCGGCUACCGGAAGCAGUUAACUCAGGUCUUGUGGACAUAAUUGCUCCAACCCCGGAAUAUUAUCCAGAUUUCAGCAAACUUCGCUUGACGCUCGGUGAUUCUAGAGACCGGGUCAGCUGGAGGAGCAAACAAAAUUUGGAUUAUGCUUUCUUAAUGAUGUACUGCCAACCAAAAGGGUCGUUUUAUGUUCAAAUCGAAGACGACAUAAUCACGAAACCACAGUUCCACACUAUUAUGAAAAAUACAGCUUUGCAGAGCAUAGCUAACGGACAAGAGUGGUUUAUAUUAGAUUUUGGAGAACUUGGUUUUAUCGGAAAAAUGUUUAGAUGUUCAGAUUUAUCAUGGCUAAUUCAGUACCUUAUUAUGUUUUAUAACGAUCAACCUGUGGAUUGGUUGCUGGACGGAAUAGUGGAGACAAAAGCUUGUGGUUAUUAUAAAAUGAAUUGUCGACGACUAAAAGACAAUUUAUGGGUGAAAUGCAAUCAAACUCUUUUUCAACAUAUUGGAAUCUGGUCGUCUUUGCCUGGAAAAAUUCAACGUGCGAAGGCUAGACAUUUUAAUUCAAGGAUAUUAUUAUAUAAAAACAAUCAUUAGUAUUACACAAAUAUAAUUAGAAGAUAAUGAUGAAAUACAGGUAACCUGUAUUGAAAAUCAAAAAGGACUUAAACAAAGACGAUGAAAUUAAAAUAACAAUGAAUCAUCUGUCAUUACUAGAGUGAAAUAAUUUAUUAAUAAUAUGUAAGAACAUUGAUUAUUUUGUAUUAAAGUUCAAAUUUAUAAACGUUGUCAAUAUAAUUA